Procambarus clarkii (red swamp crayfish) is the source of this 1272-nucleotide messenger RNA. RefSeq lists its product as uncharacterized. The record is from RefSeq and is a predicted model, not a curated record. NCBI's taxonomy places the organism in Eukaryota, Metazoa, Arthropoda, Malacostraca, Decapoda, Cambaridae.
AUGGCCCCUCACCACCAGAGGGCCAAGGUUCGCCCCAUCACCACCAGAGGACCCAGGUACGGCCCCUCACUACCAGAGGGCCCAGGUAUGGCCCCUCACCACCAGAGGGCCAAAGUUCGUCCCCUCACCACCAGAGGGCCAAGUUUCGCCCCUCACCACCAGAGGGCCAAGUUUCGCCCCCUCACCACCAGAGGACCAAGUUUCGCCCCCUCACCACCAGAGGACCAAGUUUCGCCCCCUCACCACCAGAGGGCCCAGGUACGGCCCCUCACCACCAGAGGGCCAAGUUUUGCCCCCUCACCACCAGAGGGCCAAAGUUCGCCCCCUCACCACCAGAGGGCCAACUUUUGCCCCCUCACCACCAGAGGGCCAAGGUUCGCCCCCUCACCACCAGAGGGCCAAGGUUCGCCCCCUCACCACCAGAGGGCCACGUUUCGCUCCCUCACCACCAGAGGACCAAGUUUCGCCCCCUCACCGCCAGAGGGCCAAGGUUCGCUCCCUCACCACCAGAGGGCCAAAGUUCGCCCCCUCACCACCAGAGGGGCCAAGGUUCACCCCCUCACCACCAGAGGGGCCAAGUUUCGCCCCCUCACCACCAGAGGGCCAAGUUUCGCCCCCUCACCACUAGAGGGGCCAAGGUUCGCUCCCUCACCACCAGAGGGCCAAAGUUCGCCCCCUCACCACCAGAGGGGCCAAGGUUCGCCCCCUCACCACCAGAAGGGCCAAGUUUCGCCCCCUCACCACCAGAGGGCCAAGUUUCGCCCCCUCACCACCAGAGGACCAAGUUUCGCCCCCUCACCACCAGAGGGCCAAGUUUCGCCCCCUCACCACCAGAGGGCCAAGGUUCGCCCCCUCACCACCAGAGGGCCAAGGUUCGCCCCCUCACCACCAGAGGGGCCAAAGUUCGCCCCCUCACCACCAGAAGGCCAAGGUUCGCCCCCUCACCACCAGAGGGGCCAAAGUUCGCCCCCCUCACCACCAGAGGGGCCAAGGUUCGCCCCCUCACCACCAGAAGACCAAGGUUCGCCCCCUCACCACCAGAGGACCAAGGUUCGCCCCCUCACCACCAGAGGGGCCAAGGUUCGCCCCUUUACCACCAGAAGACCAAGGUUCGCCCCCUCACCACCAGAGGACCAAGGUUCGCCCCUUUACCACCAGAAGACCAAGGUUCGCCCCCUCACCACCAGAAGACCAAGGUUCGCCCCCUCACCACCAGAGGGCCAAGGCGUUAUACAAGAACACCAUAAUAACAGCCGAAGUUUCCGAGCAUAG